This is a messenger RNA of Scleropages formosus (Asian bonytongue), 1723 nucleotides long. RefSeq lists its product as uncharacterized. Lineage: Eukaryota; Metazoa; Chordata; Actinopteri; Osteoglossiformes; Osteoglossidae. The record is from RefSeq and is a predicted model, not a curated record.
UGCAAAUACAUACAGGGCAUAUAGAACAGGAAGAGGGUGACAGCUGACAGUAUGGAGCAGGUGUGGUUGUGAAGCACUGUCUAAGGUCCAAGGGGUGGUCACAUGAUGUUCCAAAAUCAGUCCAAUCAACCUGCAGUUCAAAUGUUACACACUUGAGCGAAAAGUUAAGUGUGCACCAUGGCACUGAAGUAUAUCUCCAUGGCAUGUUCCACAACUUAAUCAAAAACACACGGCACACCUUGAAGAGCCCAUCAACACUUGCAAGAACAGUAUUCCUGUUUAAUACUAGAUAUAUCUAUAACUUGUUUCAAAAAGUACAGCAUUUACUAUUUAAGUUGUCACAUUUACGGACUGGUAUGAUUUGUUGAUUUAGACAACAGAGUGGCUGAUUCGGUUCGGAACCCAGACCGCGGCUCCUAGAGUUCCUCGCUAGUCCACGUGGAAGCGCGGCCUGUGUGGAAAAGGACUUCAAGUCCCAUGAUGCAUUGCGAGGGCCGAGCGCGACUCCGAUGCGGAAGUGCGGUACGAAAACAGGACAAAAGCACAGUUGUCAGCUCGACGGGACAAAUAAGUGCGCGGCUGCGGUCGGUACAAGAACAUGUUCACUGUGCUGCCAGCUGACAGGAGAUCGUAUCGCACCGCGAUGGCUGCCCUCCUGUAACGGUCUGUGGACGCUGCGAGGCGCACGCUCCAUGGGCUUCGAGCAGCUAGGGGUCCGCCUGAACGACGCGGGGUAUAAGAACUGGCUGAAGGCGGGUUACUGUCUCCUCCGCGUGAGGGACGCCCUGCACGGUUACCUGGACAACGAGAUGAAGCGCUUCCACCGCGGGCUGCUGAGCGCGAACCCGGCGCUGAGGUCGGGACAGCGCUGCAGGGGCGCCUGCAAGCCCAGGGGAACCCAGUUUUCCUCGGCCUGUCCGGCAUGCGGCCAGUGGAGGACCGAGAUCUUGAGGCAUCACACCAACAGGGCAGGACAGGUCCACUGGGGCAACUGUAGACCCUGGUUGUGGCCCUUCCAGCACUGGGAAUUGGCCAAGGCCUACAUGCCACGUGGGCAGGCCAAGAUAACGCGACCUGACCAGUGUGAUGCCGCAGCCCUCCUCAACCUCAUCAAUUUCUGUGACCACUUCAGCUUUAUAGAGCAACGGGCAGUCAGGGAGGUGAUCAGGCACAGGAACGAGCUCAUGCACUCGAGCGAGAUGAAGGUGUCGGCCCAGUGGAUGACCCACUUCCACGGGAGCCUGGACAGACUGCUGCUGCAGCUGAGACACGUCCCUGGGAUCGCUGCCGCCGCCCAGGAAAUACAGGAGAUACUCUCUGUGGACUGGUCAGUGUCUAUCCCUGGGUCCGACCGCGUCGACGGAGCUCAGCGGGAGGGGUUGGAGCCAGAGCGCAUAAGCCACGUGGAAACACAGCUGCUGAGAGAGAGGCUACAGGAGCUGCUGCUCUGUACGGACGGACAGGCGCCACCUGAUCCGCAGGACCUCGAGGAGCUGGGAAAACUCCAAGAUUUCCUUCGAAGCCAGUCGGACUUGGAAAAGCUCUUCCAAGGAGAAUUCUGUGGCCCGUUAUCAGCAGUUCAGCUGCAAUAAAUCAUUAAAUUUGUGUUUUUAUAAAAAGAAAUGUGUAUUGGUGUUUGCGAAGGCUAAAGCACGAUGGUUCUCAGUUCUGGCUCUGUUGUGGUGGAACGACCUCCCCCUGUCACUCAGAACUGCUGAAAUUC